Arthroderma uncinatum is the source of this 783-nucleotide messenger RNA. RefSeq lists its product as uncharacterized. The record is from RefSeq and is a predicted model, not a curated record. Bases 1 to 783 code for a protein of 260 amino acids. The transcript has a single exon. NCBI's taxonomy places the organism in Eukaryota, Fungi, Ascomycota, Eurotiomycetes, Onygenales, Arthrodermataceae.
AUGGUGCCAGACAUGAAAAUCAACCAACGCUGCAUGGGACGAAACGGCGAAACGGCGAUGCAGGGCAUCAGGUUGCUGCAUCUCCCCCCACGCCACGGAGUAUACAUCUACAUCUUAACCGCCAUCCAUGACGGCAAAUUCCAACUUCCAGCAUCCCAGGCAAUUACCAUGGUACUCACCCUGGCUGGUAUAUCCGAGCUCCAAGCUUCCACCUUGCGGACAACUUGUCUACUACGGGCCGUUCUCCAUACACGUCGACACGUCGACACGACCAGAACGCGCUCCCGUUCGGGCAUAUCUCUACACCAGACGCCAAACAUGGCAGCAAUUGAGUUCUGGGGUUCUGCGUGGCAGCUUGAGCAUGGCGUCAACACGGACAAGGAAGAUGAGACGACGGUGGGGGCUGCUGUCAUGGAUGUCCGUCCGCCGUUAUUCCCAGCAAGGGCCUACUACAUCUACCACGAUAUCAAGACCCUCGUCGAAUUAGCCCGCUGUCACCUUGCGCUACCACCGUCGACAUGGCCAAUAACGAUAGGACCAUGCGGUGGUGAAGACGCGUGGGAUGGGAUGGAUGGGAUGCGCCGUCCCAGCUUGGUGACCACCGCCGACUUCAUCACAUCGUAUAACUACAACUAUACAGACUUUCCCCAACUCAGAUCUCCACCCGUCCACGGCCUCGCUCGAGAAAUUGUGGACGCUAAGCCGCGGGGAAGACCGGAAGAGAAGCCUAUCUGGAGCAUUGGGAAGAGGCCCUGGUCGCUAUCAUCCCACGGACAUGGAUAG